Haliotis rufescens (red abalone) is the source of this 1444-nucleotide messenger RNA. RefSeq names its product RAB6A-GEF complex partner protein 2-like. The transcript has 9 exons. The record is from RefSeq and is a predicted model, not a curated record. Gene Ontology annotation, cellular component: Ric1-Rgp1 guanyl-nucleotide exchange factor complex; Golgi membrane. NCBI's taxonomy places the organism in Eukaryota, Metazoa, Mollusca, Gastropoda, Lepetellida, Haliotidae. Gene Ontology annotation, biological process: retrograde transport, endosome to Golgi. Bases 90 to 1250 code for a protein of 386 amino acids.
GUUUAGCACACAACACAGGCAGACAGCUUUUGUCGUGGAAAGAUCUGGGAAAACUUUGACAGAUGUGUGUAUGAAUAUUUGACACAAGAAUGAUUGAGGUGAGCGCGAGCCUCCCAAGGGGUCCCGUGUUCUUAGCAGGGGAGACAAUUCAAUGUGAAAUCUACUUCACAAAUAUUGGAUCAAGAUCAGAGAAUGAACCUGAUGUGAGCAGUCUGGCGUGGGCAAGUGUCCAGAUCAUCUGUCAGUGUACAGUGAGUGAGUCGCGGAUCCUCCUCCCCCGAGCACAGAACCUGUCCACCGAGGACGCUUCAACCACAGGAUGUGAUACGUCAUUUGUGCCAACUAAAGGAGAAAGAGGGCUGACAGUUUUAUCAACGAAACCAAAGAUUCUCUUUUGUGACCUGAGACUGCAGCGAGGAGAAUCCAAGUCAUUCACUUUCCAAGAUGCCAUUCCCACCGAUGCACCUCCAUCAUUCCGCGGACAGGCGGUGAAAUACUCGUACAAGGUGAUCAUUGGGACACAGCGCCUGGAGAACGUGACCAAGAUGUUGAGAAUCCCCUUCAGAGUGAUGGUUCUCUAUGGUUUAAAUGACAUCAGCGUAUAUAAUGAGUCUGAAGAGUAUGCACCGAGUAACCCCUUCCUCAACAACCAACAGAAGGAGAACUCUGUACUGGACAUCGCACUGCAGGUCCUUUCAACCGUCACAGCAAGGAAAGCCCCACAUUCCUACAACAUUACCAAUGCGAGGGGACGUGUGGCCAAGUUUCUGUUGUUCAAGCAAGCCUACAAACUAGGGGAGGACAUAGUGGGGAUAUUCGACUUCUCUGAUGGCACAGUUCCCUGUGUGCAGUACUCGGUCACACUCCAGAGUGAGGAACAAAUUGCAGAGGAGUGUCGCAGGAAACCCAGCCAAGGGACAGCCAUUACAUCUUAUGUCAAGCACCAGGAGAUGUGUCUCCACACACUCAGAACAAAUAUCACAAUUCCACUUCCUCUCACAGCAUCGCCAGGGUUCAUAACAGAUAUAGUGUGUCUGCGAUGGAGAUUACACUUCGAGUUUGUGACAUCGUGUGACCCGGUUGAGGAGGUGGAGAUGGCGAAGACUGACGACGGCUCCACAUGGCGAGGUCCUCCGACUAUGAACGUUGAGACGAUGGUGUGGGACAUGCCUAUCAAAGUGUUCCCCACGAACCCACUCCACGCUUCCAGUGUGACGCUGAUGAAGACGGGUUCAACAAUACGAGUGUGAUCAUAACAUUUCAAUCAAACAAACAUUUCCAAUUAAGUGGUCACCUGGUGUGAUCGUAAGUUUAGUUUUUUUUCUAUUACCGUAUUUGACAUAAUAAGCGCCCAGGGCACUCUCAAAAUUAGAAAUAGGGGGCUCUUAUUAGACUAUUAUUUUGGUGGAAAAAAAACAUAGUCGAAAGAUAAAUUUCGUGGUUU